This is a messenger RNA of Nannospalax galili (Upper Galilee mountains blind mole rat), 930 nucleotides long. RefSeq names its product olfactory receptor 2A5. Gene Ontology annotation, cellular component: membrane. Gene Ontology annotation, biological process: G protein-coupled receptor signaling pathway. The record is from RefSeq and is a predicted model, not a curated record. NCBI's taxonomy places the organism in Eukaryota, Metazoa, Chordata, Mammalia, Rodentia, Spalacidae. Gene Ontology annotation, molecular function: G protein-coupled receptor activity; olfactory receptor activity. The transcript has a single exon.
AUGACGGAGAAUCAGACAUGGGUCCCAGAGUUCAUCCUACUGGGAUUUCCACUCGGCCCACAGGUGCAGAUGUUCCUCUUUGGUCCCCUCUUCUUGUUCUACACCUUCACCCUCCUGGGGAAUGGGGUCAUCUUGGCACUCAUCUGUCUGGACUCCAGACUGCAUACCCCUAUGUACUUCUUCCUCUCCCAUUUGGUCAUCAUUGAUAUUUCAUAUGCUUCCAACAAUGUCCCCAAGAUGUUGGCAAACCUUCUCAGUAAGAAAAAAACAAUCUCUUUUGCCCCAUGUAUACUGCAGACGUUUUUAUACAUGGCCUUUGCUCACACAGAGUGUCUCGUUCUGGUGGUGAUGUCUUACGAUCGGUACGUGGCCAUCUGCCACCCCCUGCACUAUACGGUCAUCAUGAGCGGGAGACUGUGCACUAUCAUGACUGCUGUUUCCUGGGCAUGUGGCUCCCUUCUAGCCCUGGUGCACGUGGGUCUCAUCCUGAGGCUGCCCCUCUGUGGGCCUCAUGAAGUCAACCACUUCUGUGAAAUCCUGUCACUCCUCAAGCUGGCCUGUGCUGACACAACACUGAAUCAAAUCGUCAUUUUUGCAGCUUCUAUGUUCAUCUUGGUAGGGCCUCUCUGCUAAGUACUGGUCUCCUACACCCGCAUCCUGGUGGCCAUCCUGAGGAUCCGGUCAGGGGAGGGCCGCAGGAAGGCCUUCUCCACCUGCUCCUCCCACCUCUGUGUGGUCGGGCUCUUCUUUGGCAGUGCCAUCGUCAUGUACAUGGCCCCCAAGUCCCGCCAUCCAGAGGAGCAGCAGAAAAUCCUUUCCCUGUUUUACAGCCUUUUUAAUCCCAUGUUGAACCCCCUGCUCUACAGCCUGAGGAACACUGAGGUCAAGGGUGCUGUAAAAAGAGUGUUUUGGAAACAGAGAUCAAGGUGA